AUAACUGCACGCCAGAUCCCCCAACCCGAAGGAGAACGCUCUAAGGAUUCUGCUUCGUUGCAUCGGAAUCUCUUUCAUCCUUCUAUCCUCUCUCUGCUUUCCUCAUUCACAACCGCCUCUGCUCAGUACCAGGUGCUGGAACUGUGCCCUAACGGCACUCUAUACGACUUCUUGCACUCGCGAAGCCCACCUGUGCUCUCAGAAGCCGAGCUUCGGAGCAUCCUCAAGAGUCUCAUCGCUGCCCUGGUCUAUCUCAAGAAAUCUCUUGUUAUACAUAGGAAUAUACAACCGAGUAAUAUCCUCCUUGGGGAAGACUUUCGUGUCAAAUUAGCCGACUUUCAUCUGGCUAUUCAGGUUGAAUCACCAGCCUCCAACGCGACAGAUUUUGGCAAUUCAUCUAAUUAUGCAUCGCCGGAGCUUGUCAAUAACUCCCCGUACGGCUUCGGGGCGGACUUGUGGUCACUGGGGGCACUCAUGGUAACCUGUCUGUCUGGCAAGCCAGCAUUUGAGGCCCCCACUAUCGAGGGAACGCUCGCUAAAAUUAUGCAAGGGGCAUACGUAAUGCCUGACACGGCUUCAUACGAAGCAAAGGACCUUGUUUCCGGCUUGCUGCAGCAAGAACCCGCCCACCGUAUCCCCCUGCAUAGGAUCUUAUCCCAUCCUUUC
Phanerochaete carnosa HHB-10118-sp is the source of this 666-nucleotide messenger RNA. RefSeq lists its product as uncharacterized. The record is from RefSeq and is a predicted model, not a curated record. The transcript is spliced from 4 exons. Gene Ontology annotation, biological process: protein phosphorylation. Gene Ontology annotation, molecular function: protein kinase activity; ATP binding. The annotation marks the transcript as partial. Lineage: Eukaryota; Fungi; Basidiomycota; Agaricomycetes; Polyporales; Phanerochaetaceae.